AUGAAUACUAUUGUAAUCGACCUUACUAUUAAUAAGUUAAGAAAACACAUUAUUGUCAUUAUUGUUAUCAUCACUAACAUUACUGUUAUAUAUUUUUCCGAGCGAGAUCACAAAAUACUGUUCCCAGACUACUACUUCUUUGCCGAAAGAAGUUUGGUAAACCAUAUUAUCGAAGAGAAACGCGUCAAGAACUUGGACAACUGUGAGCUUUUGUGCUACCUGAACGACGACUGUGUCAGUCUUAACUUUAAAAAAGAUCCUGAAGAUAAUGAAUCAGUUCACAUCUGUGAACUAAAUAACGCAACGUAUCUGAAAUAUGACAGUGACUUGGACUUGACAACUGAUGCCAAUUUUUAUUAUCGUGGCUCGAAGGGCUCAUACCACUGCUCUUGUAAUCCCACAUACGUUGGGAAUUGUUUUGAAUGCAAAGCUGAUCAUUGCUAUCAUUAUAAAAACCUGAGUGAUGCUCAUAGAAAGAUAAGUUACGUACCACCUUACGGUUCAGAGUUGUGUGACAGCCAACUCCCUCAGGGAUGGUAUCGUUUGGUGGGAGCUGCCGGAACAAAAAUGCCAACAACGCGUGUGGCGGUAUACAGAUGUGGUGCAGACUGGUCAGGCUGGUUGGAUGAUGCUCAUCCUACGGUGGAAGAUGGUAAAGGAAGAAGUAAAUCCGACAUUUACGGUAGAGAAAAAGAUAUGGCGUCCAAAGAGAAACAGACAAUCGUUGUCGAUCGUGUUCAUUCAAAACGUGAAGGUCCAGAGGAACAGCCAUCAGAAACCAGAGUCAGACAUGUAUCGGCAGCUAUCAAUUGUCUCGCAAGGUGCCGUCGAAAAAGUUUGAUAACCAUUGUUGCUAUCAUAGUGUCCAUUGCCGUACUUAUCGCAGUGGUGUUUUUAGGAAAACAUCUUACGCAAAGCCAUGACCACAACGAGUUAAGAGAAGAAGUCAGGAACGAUGGUCAAGAUCCAAACAAGGAAGUGGACUGCAUUAACACUAAUGGCUCUUACAAUCGUACCUGUAAGGGUGACUAUGUUAGACCCUUUCAGCCAUGCAGGGACAUGAAUGCGAGCUUAGCCAGAACUAAUACCUCCCGAAACUGUACAGUCGACCCAUGUGUUAAUUACAAAGUCCUGAGUAAUGCCGACAGAAGGAGCUCUUACGUCACAGUCUUCAAUGAAAUGUCAUGUGACAGUGGAUUCUGGGGAUGGUAUCGUUUCGUGGGAGCAGCAGGAACAAGAAUGCCAGACAAAUGCAUUCGUCGGCAUAGAUGUAAUACAGUUCUUUCAGGCUGGUUGAAUGACGACCAUCCUUCAGUGGAAGACGGUGAAAUUUCCAGAAGGGUCUGCUUUUCCCAGCUGCCCUAUGGCUGUUGCAGAUUCAUAUUGGACAUCUCCGUGAUCAACUGUGGGUCUUAUUACAUUUACCGUUUUGUUACACCACCGAAAUGUCCAGGGCGCUACUGUAGUACAGACUAAAUGUAAAGAAAAAAACUUCUACCGGUACAUUUUAACGCUAGUGAAGAUCUGCUGCAUUGUUUUAUUAUAUAAACUGCGGUGUUUUACAAAGAUUUCCAGCCUUGAGGAAAAUCGUGAUUGCGUACGUGUAAAAUUACAUUUUUGUGUGAGUUUAUUUGAUAUCGCCAGUCUGCUGCUGACACUCACUCACCUUUCAUGACAGUGAAGUUCAAACCUUUUUAAAAACGGAAGAAACCAAAACAAGCUUUCUUCUUUGUUUAACAGUCUCAUUAUCUGCACACUUAAAGACAUUUUUCACGAUUUUAUUCAUAUUUUUUUAACUGUUCAUGAAUAAAGUCGACUUCCAUUGUCAGUAA
This is a messenger RNA of Pocillopora verrucosa, 1832 nucleotides long. NCBI's taxonomy places the organism in Eukaryota, Metazoa, Cnidaria, Anthozoa, Scleractinia, Pocilloporidae. The record is from RefSeq and is a predicted model, not a curated record.